AUGAGUUACAAAGGGCUGGCCACGGGUCUGGCCACACCUGUGGCCAGAAAUGCAGUUUACACUGCCCAGUGGCCACAGACUCUUAUCAGUCAUUUCACUAUCUACAUUGCUGAUCAAAAGCGGUUUGUUGUCCCUCUAUCAUAUCUCGAGAAUGAUAUCAUUAGGCAACUCUUAAGUAUGUCUGAAGAAGAAUUUGGACUUCCAAGCAAUGGGCCAAUUACACUACCAUGUGAUGCAGUCUUCAUGGACUACAUCAUUUCACUUCUUAGCCAAGGUUUAUCUAGAGAACUUGAGAAUGCACUGCUCGUUUCAGUUACUUCUCAUCGGUGUUCAUCAGCUCCGUUACUCCGAAAUCAGGAAUUGCUAGUUUGCUCAUAUUAA
This is a messenger RNA of Ipomoea nil (Japanese morning glory), 381 nucleotides long. Its product is annotated as auxin-responsive protein SAUR67-like. Gene Ontology annotation, biological process: response to auxin. Lineage: Eukaryota; Viridiplantae; Streptophyta; Magnoliopsida; Solanales; Convolvulaceae. The coding region runs from base 1 to 381 and encodes 126 amino acids. The transcript has 2 exons. The record is from RefSeq and is a predicted model, not a curated record.